CUUCAUUCCUCAGCCACUCCUCUGUCAGCAACUGUCCUUCUGCUAGUUUGUCAAAGUUGUCAAAUACCUCAGUUUGUCUGAUGCAUCUGGAUUUUGACCUGCCUGAGUACCUUGCCUUUCUUUAUUUGUUUUCCUGUUGGACUGCCUUUCUGGUGUUGACCCUUGCCUGCCUUACUAUUCUGAUUACACCUGGGAUUCACCAAACUUUCACGAAGCUGUUAAAGGAUAUUAAGGCAGACCUGUUCUGAUGGAGCCAGCAAGUACCCAGGAGAGGAAUCUUACGAAGGAUGACAACAAUCCAAGUCAUGCUCCAGCACAGAGUGCUAAGAGAGGCCAGUGGGCCAACAAGAGGGAGUUCAUUUUGGCAUUAGGGGGGCAACUCGUGGGUCUGGGCAAUGUUUGGAGAUUUCCAUACCUAUGCUUCAAAAAUGGAGGAGGGGUUUUCUUGGUUCCUUAUGUUUUGAUCCUGUUCACCUGUGGAAUCCCCAUCUUCUUCCUGGAGGUAUCUCUGGGACAGUUAACUGGUCAGGGUGGAAUCACAUGCUGGAGGAAAAUAUGUCCUUUAUUUGAAGGUUUAGGCUACAGCAAUCAAAUGAUAAUGGUAUACAGUUCGAUGUAUUAUAUUGUCAUCCUGGCUUGGUCCUUCCGCUACCUCUUCUCUUCCUUCCACACUGUGCUCCCCUGGACCAGCUGUAACAACACCUGGAACACAGAGAACUGCACUGAUUAUGGUCAGAAUUACUCACUUAAUGGCCACAUCAAUGAAAAUGCGGCAUCUUCAGUUUCAGAAUUCUGGCAGAGAAGAGUCCUGUGUUUGUCUGGAGGAAUUGAGGAGUUGGGUAGUAUCCGCUGGGACCUGGCAGGUUGUCUUCUGCUAAGCUGGAUCAUCUGUUAUUUCUGUAUCUGGAAAGGAGUCAAGACGUCAGGAAAGGUUGUCUACUUCACCGCCACGUUUCCCUGUGUGAUGUUGAUUGUAUUGCUGGUCCGUGGGCUGACAUUGCCAGGAGCUGUAGAUGGAAUUCAAUUUUAUCUUUCUCCUGAUCUGACCCGUCUGACUGAUUCUCAGGUGUGGAUGGAAGCUGGGAGCCAGAUAUUAUUCUCAAAUGUUGUCUGCAUAGGCUGUUUGCCAGCUAUGGGAAGCUAUAACAAAUACAACAACAACUGCUACAGAGACACCUUUGCCUUGUGCACACUCAACAGUUUAACCAGCAUUGUUGCUGGCUUUGCAGUCUUCUCUGUCCUUGGCUUCAUGUCGUAUGAGUUGGGUGUCGACAUCUCAGCUGUGGCUGAAUCAGGUCCUGGCCUGGCAUUCAUUGCUUACCCUCGGGCAGUGGCCAUGAUGCCUUUACCGCAACUCUGGGCUGUCUUUUUCUUCAUGAUGAUAAUCUUUCUUGGACUUGACAGUCAGUUUGUGAGUCUGGAAGGCUUGGUGACAUCCAUAUCAGACAUGUAUCCAUCCUUCUUUCUCACUGGUCAUCGACGUAAACUACUCCUGCUGUUCCUCUGUGUUGUUUGCUUCUUUAUUGGCCUGAUUAUGGUGACCGAGGGAGGACUUUAUGUAUUUCUGCUGUUUGACUACUAUGCUUGCAGUGGAAUACCAAUCAUGUUUUUUGCCAUUUUGGAAACUGUUUGUGUGGGAUGGAUAUUUGGUGCUGAUCAUUAUUACAACAAAAUAAAGGACAUGAUUGGCUACUACCCCUCGUCUUACAUGAAGUAUUGUUGGAAGUUCUUCACACCAUCUAUCUGUGCUGUAAUGUUGCUUUUGUCUCUGGUGAAGUUCACUCCUCUGAAAUACAACAACACCUACCAGUACCCCUGGUGGGGCUAUGCCAUCGGGAUAGUUCUUGCUCUCUCUUCAGUUCUCCUGACUCCUCUGUGUUUUCUCCACUUCUUGGCAGUAACCCGAGGAACAGUGAGGCAGAGACUGAAAACUUUAUGCACUCCAGCAGCUGACCUGUGUAAUGGAUCCCCAAAGAAGACUCUUCACCCUGAAACACCUCUAUCCAGUACAGAGCUGUGCGCUUUAACUGAAAAACCAUAAAAUGUCAGGUUUGAAGACGCUACAGCAUGAAAGAUCAUUUUACAUCAUCGUUGAAAUCCUACCUCACUGCCGACUCCAAGCAAAAUGAUCAUGAUGAAGAAGGAUGAAGCCCACAGCUGAGGAACAGGCAUCAAGGCUGUGGCACCAGGAUAUGCAAUGAAAGCCAGACCUGGACCUGCAAUUGAUCAAAUCAUAUCCUAAUAUGCAGAAUGCUCUGGUUUAAUAUGUGCACAAAAGAGGCUGUGCAGCUUAUUGCUGGGAAUUUAUGCGUUAGUUUUGUUAUAUUUGUACAGCAAACCACAUUUUUCCACCAUUCAGCCAAAUUCUGUGACUGUUUAAUGUCUACGGGAAAAUUCUUAAAAAAAUAAAAACAAAUUAAAUCAAGAUACAGUCCAAAAAAUUGACUUUUGCAUGAAUUCAGAAAUAUAACACCUGAGUAUAAAUACCUGAGUCAGCCACUACAGAAAUAUCCACAUGCAGCUUUUUUGCCAUAAAGCCAAGAACAGAGAACACUGCAAAGCCAGACACAAGGCUGGUUCCACUGUUCAACAGACACAGGAACAAAGCGUCUCUGAAAACACAAGGAUAGCCAAUGGAUUAAAAGCCAUGGAAGCAACACAUGCUACAUAUUGCAGAUAUGAGGCAAAUAAUGAAAAGGGUAUGUUGUCCGUACUUGUAGCAGUUGUUCUUAUACUUGUUGUAGCUUCCUAAAACUUGCAAACAUCCUGCACAAAGGGAAUAUGAGCCAAAAAUCUGGCUGCCAGCAUCCAUCCACACCUAAAAUACCCACAAAAUAAUCAUGAAUAAUUAUAAAGCUGAUAUGUUUAUUAUUUCUCAGUUUAUCUAUAUUGUUUUUGUGUUUUUUGUCCUCAGUGUUGCUCAUCUGUGUCACAGAGCAACAGAAGGUU
Molecule: messenger RNA, 2949 nt
Organism: Chelmon rostratus (copperband butterflyfish)
Lineage: Eukaryota; Metazoa; Chordata; Actinopteri; Chaetodontiformes; Chaetodontidae
Product: sodium- and chloride-dependent GABA transporter 2-like
Exons: 17
Coding region: 248-2041 (597 amino acids)
Biological process (GO): sodium ion transmembrane transport
Cellular component (GO): membrane
Source: RefSeq, a predicted model, not a curated record